This is a messenger RNA of Chara braunii, 5992 nucleotides long. The record is from the annotation of a GenBank genome assembly. Lineage: Eukaryota; Viridiplantae; Streptophyta; Charophyceae; Charales; Characeae.
CCGUGUGUGUUGUUUGGCAUGUGCGCGUGUUGUGUAGGGUGCGUAAUGGAGGCGACCUUCUCGACACCACGAAUCGUGGAGCCGAUCUUCUCGACACCACAGACCAUGAGUCCCGAGAUCCACAUUCGCUUGGCAGAACCGUUUCCUCCUUGCGCGCGAUCCGUGCGGUAUUUUAGCAGUGUAACUACGAUCCACGGAGCGACCGCAGAGGACUUCGACGAGGACCCCUGGAUGACCGUCGUCCCGUGCCUGGAGGGGCAUGUUGACGGCUGGUGCGAUCGGAAUUGGGCCACGAUGGAGAGUUGCUGUCCUUCGGCAAGCCAGUACAAGUUCGCCAACAUGUUGGAAUUCGGGAACCUCAUCCUGGUGUCUGACGCUGUCCUCGGACACAAGUUCCUGAACCACAUGCGCAAAGCACUGGGCUGCAUUAGCCGCCAUGCAUGGUGCAACAUCGUUGCCAAUUCGAAAGGGGUGUUGUUGGACCUCGAAUUGUGUGAGGGGUUCGGAGCGGGUGUUGUGGACACCCAGUUCUACAGAGAACUCGUUCUCGUGGGUGGUUUUGUUUCGGCGCGUGAGUUUUUCGACAAGCUGGAGGACAAGAACAUCGUUCUUGACGUCCCCUGCGACGUCGGCCCCUCCCUGGAGCUCUCGUUGCCGUUCCGACCGUGCGGCGGUUGCGAGUCAAGCGGGGCGGCGGCGGAGGGCGGUGAUCUGGGUUCUGGUCCGGCUACUCAGCUGCACCGCGGCGAGAGCCGGGAACAGUUCGACGACAGCGAGGAGGAGGGGCCUGCAGCGCCGUUGAGGGACAGGCGGCGAUCGGUGUUGUCUAUUCCAGGGGUCGACAUUGGAGAUCCGGUUCGACGGGAGAGUGCGGAACCUACAGGAAAGGUGGCAGCCUCUUCGGAGGUCGACUUGGAGGCGAGCGAGGGCCAGAGUGUGGAUGAGGUGACCGUGGGCGGCCUGGGCACGCAAGGCACUCCGCAAAAGAGGAGGGGGGAUCGCACAGACGAGCCUCCAAUCGACGUCGAUGUCGGGUACUUCCUCGAGUACAAAGACGGCGUUCGGACAAAGAGGGAGUUAGAGGUUAGCCCUGCGCAGGUCGUCGAACUCGGAGAGUGGGAGGACCUAUGCAACCAGCGGUCCCUGGGUCCCGUGCUCGUGGGAGGGAUCAAAGAAGCGAUGCGGUUGGCGUUCGAAAACAAAGCGCAGUCUUACGAUUUGCCUACCCUGAAGCUGGCACCGCCAGGGCUUGAUAAACCGACUCCGGGGACCAAGGCAGAACGUUUGAGGCCGGACGAAUGGAGGGAUGAGUUGGCGGGGCAAUACUACUACUACGCGGUGUGUGGGCAGCACAACGCGGCUGCAGCAAGGUCGCUGCUAGACAGCGAGGUGGCUAGGAAAUACAAUUUCGAGCGGUGGCCUGCACGAAUGCUCUACUUUUCGGACGACGACUUCGAAGGGUACUUCCUUGUCAGUUCCCAGGACAACAAGAAGGACCUGAAGGCGCCCCCGAGACAGCUGAAGCUGUCAAUGAAAGUCAUUAGGUGGCAGUGGAAGCGCGACGGGUGCCCGCGUGCUGUUAUGGGAAACCCCAGCGGAAAACAGGCUCAGGUCCGAAAGUGGCGUGAAUUCUGUGAAGUCGUUCUCAAUAUGACACCGCACAACAACUUGUGGACGCUGGCAGAUCAGAAGGGCGACGACGCCAUCAGGAAGCAAGGCGCUGCCCUGCGUUCCUAUUUCCCACUGGCGAUGGCAGGGGAGAACGUAUGGAAACCGGCAGUCGACUUUUUCGAUAAAUGGGAGACCGGUAGAUUGCUCGGCCACGAUGGCGCAAAGUGGAUCAUGCGGAAGAAGAAGGUAAAAAAUGUGAGGCCCGGGGUUACCUACGUCGAGAACGACAAGACGGACAGGAAAGAGGUCGUGUACAACAUCCCUGUGGACCCGCCGACAAAGAAAGGCAAAAAGGAGAAAGAAGAGGGGGACUGGUUCGUACAAGUGCCUGAGCCAGAUGCACAUUGUUGGAAAUCGAUGAAGUCGCUGACCGACAACGAGAAGUGUCGCGUCCUGAAGAAGGUUUUCGCUUGCGAGGUGGUUUGGGUCCAGGCGGGCUCUGCGGCGUUGGCGAAGCUCGGGAAGCUGAGCGUCCAGGACAUGGUUCAUUUGGUGAAGUGCGACCGAGUGCUGGUGCGUCUAUGGAACUACUACCAGUUCAAGCACGAGAAGAGGCCGGAUGCGAAUUGGAGCCAGAGGAAAUACGUCGCUUACUCCUCGUUGUUCAAGGACUGCCCACCUUACAUGGGCUACGACGACGACCAAUCCAUCGAGGCGACGGAGAAGUUGGCCGGUCACAAGAAGUUGUCCGUCGACUGGAGGAAUAAGGUCCUGUCCGUUUUGACUGACAGUAGACUGAAGAGUCGCGAGAUCGCGCUUGCCGAAGGAAUUGUGCACAUAAAAUGGAAAGACACGGGCAACGUGACAUCCAUCGCGCCAUUCGGCAACGACCCCUUGGAGGCGGGAGGUGAAGGAGGCGUUGGUUGCCACAAAGAGUCACAUGUUCGUCCUCGAUCUCUGCGAACCGGUGGACCUGAAGCUGUGGAAACUGCAAGCCGGCAGCAGAACCUCUCGUUUCUGGCCAGCAUGAACCACCUUUCUUUCGUGAAGAUGCUGGAAGGGAAGUGGGUGAGGAAGAGUCAACAGAAGAAAAGCUUCCCCGUCGGGAAUAAUUUGUACACGGAAGACGACCGGAUGUACAUACUCUUCAAAGGCGACGAUUUGCGCGGUAACACGUCCGUCGUCUACGAGGGGAAACUGCCGCCUGCCGCCGCUGCUGCAGUGCGGCUGCCGCAGAAGGUUACGCAAACGGAUGUGUCCGACAUCCCGUUCAACCCUUGCGAUUGGUCGCAUGUCUCGCCUACGCGUCGGGGCAGUGUGUACGGCGACAUGGAACGCAACCCCGCGCAAUUCGUUAAUCUUCUCGAGUCCGUCACCAAGAAGGGGGAGGGUGUAUGCUUCCUCGGGAAGCCACACGCGCGAUCCGUGUGGGAACUGGUGAAGGCAGGACGGCACGUCAUCGCAAUGGAAGGGAACUCUGAGCUCUUGCAAUUUACAAUUGAUCUUGUCAAGAGCGAGGUCAAUUCGGGUGCCCACAUUUGCGAGUUCAUGGUCGUCAACGAGUCUCGCCCUCGCGCGUGGAACAACAAGACGGACAUGUGGUUCAAGUUGAGUGCAAGGAAGCGGAACAAGAUAUACGACUUCUUGUUCCUGCAAACGCGGCCCAAGAGAGACACUGACGCCGAGUACGUGCGCCGCAAGGAUCACAUGUUCACGCUGCUCGACAACUACCACGGCGCCUCCCGCAUGAACGCAAAGACCUUCCUCGAGAGGUUGCAGUCCCUGUACUUCGUGGAGUCGGAGGAGGAGUUGACGUUCGGCAGUUACUCCUCCUUGAUGUCCACGGAAGACGAGGAGACCACCGACCUCGAGUUCGACGCGACCGCGAACGAGGAGGGCAGCGACACCGAAAGCCUCGAUCUGCAAUACGACCCGCAUCCCGGGCAGCACACAACAGGGUCGUCCUUCGCAGGUCUGUCAACAAGCACGACAUCCCUCAUGUCACCGAUGGCGAAAGCGGCACCUGGCACUACCGCGAUGAAGUUGCUGCAGAGAAUGCAAGCUCUGGCCUCCGACCAUCGCUCACUGCGUCCCGGGUCUGACAUCCCGGCCGAUCAUCUGUUUUGGAAGGAUGCCAACAUUCACUUCCUGCCUGAGCCUCAAAGUCGUUCCACGGAGGCAGACUGGGGCCAUGACAUGAUUUGGCAUCCAGGAGUCAUCCAGCCGGCGAUUCAAAAGGGUGAGUGGAUCGUGGCCGUCGCUGUCCCGGACGGAGGAUGGGUGCCCCUCCCUCGCGGGUCGAAGUCUGACUUCCUCGACGUCGCUAGAAUUGCGGUCCUCCAGAAAGUGAGGGCCGAGAAUGACUCUUUCGCACCCGAAGACGUGUCCGUCAUUUCCACAGUCGGGCGAUUGUUCGCCGAACUUCAGGACAAGUGCUGGUUGGAGCUGACGGAGGACUACUACGACCUCGAUACGAGCCCCUCGAAGGGAAGGGUGGACUGGAAAAUCCCCCCUCCCAGUGGGACGCGUGUAAGUACAAGGUCCCGGGGACCGGACGAAGGGGAGAACGAGGGCGACGAGGCUGGUGGCGGCAAAGGAGUCCCGCCUGGUUCGGAGGGGGGGUCUCAAGGGGACACCACGACAGCGGAAGGCAGCAGCGGGGUGGCGGGGGAGGCCUUCGGGCGUCAGCAGUCUACCGGUCCCGGUCCGGCAAGCUCGGCACAGUCAGCGGACGUGCGCACUUCAUCCGCCGGCUCGGUGAUGGCGGCCUUGGUUGCUCUCCGUGCCGGCUCGGUCGAAACUUGUGCGGUGAGGGACGGGACAGCGCCGCCUGCGGGGGACCGCCAACCGCUUCGGUCGGAGCGAGAGGGUACGUGCGGAGGGCCCGGCGACAGGGAGACGGCGAAGUUCGCCGGGAUCCGAACUUCUUCAGGCAAGGGGGGCCAACCAGGGAUUGUCGUGCCGGCGGGAGGGGCUGCGUGCGGCGAGUGGGAAGGGCAUUUGUCGGAAUUUGACACGGGCUCGGGCCAAGUGGCUGGAUUGCAUGCACGGGAAGAAGGUUGGGUGAUGGACAAAGAGAAGGAAGGGGAGGAAGGAGAUACAGGGGAGGAAUUGGAGGAAGGAGGGGAUGAAGGGGAGGAAGAAGAGGAUGAAGGGGAGGAAGGAGAGGAAGGGGAAGAAACGGAGUUGGCUGGGUUGCUAGGAGGGAAUGACGGGGAAAAAGGUGAACUCGAUACUGGAGACGACGAACGGACGUUCGGCGACGACGAUGACAGAUCUGGAAAGUCGUCUGACGGAUUCGGGCAGCUGUACGGAGAACAUCGCGAGGAAGACGACGACGACGAUGACACGGCACUGGGUAUGGAGACACAGGUGGUCACAAGCCUUUCGGCAGAACGUGAUGACUAUGAGGUCGAAGCAAUGACGUCUGCCGUCGAUUUCCAACAACGGUUCAACGACGCUAGUGUUGCAGUCAGCCUGAAUAAACCGAGCGUGCGUAUUCACAUCGAACAAGUUAUCGACGGCAUCCUGGGCGACCACCACAUGUCCGCGCAGCCGUCCUCUAUGCCUGGUGUCGACGACCCUCUCGACGUCAAACCUUCCGGGGGAUCUGUCGUGGCUUUGUCGCCGACGAACUCUCCGAUGCUGCCGCCGACCAUCGCCAGCGGAGGAGAAGGCGAGAUGGGGGGACAACAAGACGUCACAUCCCCGAAAAAAACUGCCGCCGGCACUCGAGCUCUCGACGUGCUGGCCUUGCCCACGCCAACUUCGCCGAUUAAGGAGCGGAGAGAUAAACCAGCUGUGCGGACCACGACACCUGGAACAGCAGUGACUGCGAUUGGAAGCUUGCGGGUUUUGGACGACAUUGAACGAGGCUUGGUGCCACCUGACACUGUACUCUCGACCCUCGGCGAUGGUCAGUUGCGCAUUGCAGCGAAGAAUAUUCUAACCCUCUCACUUACCGACGGCAGGGUGAAUGAUGAGGUCGUCAACUUUUACAUGGCGCUAUUGGGAACGACCGCAUAUGGGAUACGUGACAUCUCGUCAGGCCUUCAAGUCUUCAACUUUCAUUCUUUCUUCUUCAGUAAACUGCAACUUCAAGAACACGGCGGGGUGGAAAGAUAGGCUAAAAACGUGGAUCUCCUUCAAUAUGAUAUUAUCUUCGUUCCGGUCCUCAAAGAUAAUGAUCACUGGAUCCUCCUUUCCGUGAACUUGAGAGAUAAUGUUCUUGAGAUUUUCGAUUUUUUUCCUUGCGUUGUAGCCGGUUCUAGUUUUUACCUUAGUGUUUUCGAGUUGAUCGUACACUAUUUGGAAUGUCAAACAUCACAUAGGCGGUCGUGCAGGCGCUUGAAGUCGGUAGCAACAAAUGUUGUUAUAGAGG